AAGUGACUCGGAGGCGCCCGGACGCCGCGGUGGGAGCCAAUCAGAGGGCGUGACGUCAGUUUGGCGGGGAGUUUGGUGGCCGGGGCUUACAGUGGCGGGAGUUGGAGGCAAUAACUAGUCGUGUUCUGAGGGGCGCAAGAUACGAUUUCUGCUGAACCUGGGGGGCAUUUCCACGGCUUUUCUGUCAGUUGAACCUUUUCCUCUGGCCCAGAUGCUUUUCAAUUCGGUGCUUCGCCAGCCCCAGUUCGGCGUCCCGAGAAAUGGAUGGUCUUCCCAGUACCCUCUUCAGUCCCUUCUAAUUGGUUAUCAAUGCAACUGUAAUGAUGAGCACACUUCUUAUGGAGAAACAGGAGUCCCAGUUCCUCCUUUUGGAUGUACCUUCUCUUCUGCUCCCAAUAUGGAGCAUAUACUAGCAGUUGCCAAUGAAGAAGGCUUCGUUAGAUUGUAUAACACAGAAUCACAAGCCUAUAGAAAGAAGUGUGUCAAAGAAUGGAUGGCUCACUGGAAUGCUGUCUUUGACCUGGCCUGGGUUCCUGGUGAACUUAAACUUGUUACAGCAGCAGGUGACCAAACAGCCAAGUUUUGGGAUGUAAAAGCUGGUGAACUGAUUGGAACGUGCAAAGGUCAUCAGUGCAGCCUUAAGUCAGUUGCCUUUUCUAAGUUUGAGAAAGCUGUCUUCUGUACAGGUGGAAGAGAUGGAAACAUUAUGGUCUGGGACACCAGGUGCAACAAAAAAGAUGGAUUUUAUAGGCAGGUGAAUCAAAUCAGUGGAGCUCAUAAUACCUUAGAUAAGCAAACCCCUUCAAAACCUAAGAAGAAACAGAAUUCAAAAGGACUUGCUCCUUCUGUGGAUUUCCAGCAGAGUGUUACUGUGGUCCUCUUUCAAGAUGAGAAUACGUUAGUCUCAGCGGGAGCCGUAGAUGGGGUAAUCAAAAUAUGGGAUUUACGUAAGAAUUAUACUGCUUAUCGACAGGAACCCAUAGCAUCCAAGUCUUUCCUGUACCCAGGUAGCAGCACUCGAAAACUAGGAUACUCAAGUCUGAUUUUGGAUUCCACGGGCUCUACUUUAUUUGCUAACUGCACAGAUGACAAUAUCUACAUGUUCAAUAUGACCGGAUUAAAGACUUCUCCAGUGGCUAUCUUCAGUGGACAUCAAAACUCUACCUUUUAUGUUAAAUCAAGUCUUAGUCCAGAUGACCAGUUUUUAGUUAGUGGCUCAAGUGAUGAAGCUGCCUACAUCUGGAAGGUCUCCACACCCUGGCAUCCUCCUACUGUGCUCCAGGGUCACUCUCAAGAAGUCACAUCUGUGUGCUGGUGUCCAUCAGACUUCACAAAGAUUGCUACCUGCUCUGAUGACAAUACACUGAAAAUCUGGCGCUUGAAUAGAGGCUUAGAGGAGAAAUCAGGAGGAGAUAAACUCUCCAUAGUGGGUUGGGCUUCUCAGAAGAAAAAAGAAGCGAGAGCUGACCUAGUGACAGUGACAAGUAGCCAGAGUACUCCUGCCAAAGCACCCAGAGUAAAGAGCAGUCCAUCCAUUUCCUCCCCAUCAUCAGCAGCUUGUGCUCCAAGCUGUGCAGGAGACCUCCCUCUUCCUUCAAAUACUCCCACAUUCUCUAUUAAAACCCCUCCUGCCAAAGCCCGGUCUCCCAUCAGCAGAAGAGGCUCUGUCUCCUCUGGCUCUCCCAAGCCACCCUCAUCUUUCAAGAUGUCCAUUAGAAACUGGAUGACCCGAACACCAUCCUCGUCACCACCUAUCACUCCACCUGCUUCUGAGACCAAGAUCACAUCUCCAAGAAAAGCCCUCAUUCCUGUGAGUCUGAAAUCAUCCCAAGCAGUGGCUUGCUCAGAGUCUAGAAACCGAGUAAAGAGGAGGCUAGACUCAAGUUGUCUGGAGAGUGUGAAACAGAAGUGUGUGAAGAGUUGCAACUGUGUGACUGAGCUUGAUGACCCAGUUGAAAAGCUUCAUUUGGAUCUGUGCUGCCUUGCUGGUAACCAGGAAGACCUUGGUAAGGACUCUCUAGGUCCUACCAAACCAAGCAAGAUUGAAGGAGCUAGUAUGAGUAUCUCAGAGCCUCCUUCUCCUGCCAGUCCUUAUGCUUCAGAAAGCUGUGGAACACUACCUCUUCCUUUGGGAUCUUGUGGAGAAGGGUCUGAGGUGGUAGGCAAAGAGAAUAGCUCCCCAGAGAAUAAAAACUGGUUAUUGGCCAUGGCAGCCAAACGGAAGGCUGAGAAUUCAUCUCCGCGAAGUCCAUCCUCCCAGACCCCCAGUUCCAGGAGACAGAGCGGAAAGACUUCUCCAGGCCCGGUUACUAUUACUCCCAGCUCCAUGAGGAAAAUCUGUACAUACUUCCAUAGAAAAUCCCAAGACGACUACUGCAGUCCUGAACAAUCAACAGAAUUGUAGAUUCUAAUCUGAGUGAGUUAACUGAACUUUGGCCCAUUAAAACAAGACAAAAAAUACAACAGAGUGAUUCUAUAACUCUAAUCUUUAAGAAAGCUACCAUUUUUUUCAUUUUCAGAGAAAAUCCUUUCAACUCUGGUUCUACCAUAGCUUAUAUGCAGCUUCCUUGGGAUGAAUGCUGUGUUUAAUUCCAUAAAGUAAGUUUAUCACUCUGUAACUUUUUGAAUGAGUAGUCUUCACUUUUUAAAUUAUGCCUCUUCUCUACAAUAAUGACAUCCCAGCUCAUAGAGGCAAAAAGCAAGACUUGUCUCUUAUUAGUCUGAGACUGUGGGUGCACAGUGGAAAAUAUCUGCUGGUCACAGCAGGAGGCCUGUCUGUGAAGGCUGGUUGCUGAAGAAGUCUUCUGCUGGAGACCUCUGGAUCUGUGCUGCCUCAAACAAAUAUAAUUUCAUUUAAAAUUUAUAUAAUCUUUUCACUACACUUUUGGGAGCUUUUUUUGUUUUUUUAGUAUAUGUAAAAAUGUGAUGUUCAGAUAAGUGCAUUUAUCUUGAUUCAGUGUUCAGUGUUAAAAUACAGUCUCUUAAGUUAAAAUCAUCUUUUUUUUAAGAGCAGUGAUAAAUGUCAGCUCUUUGGAGAAACUAGGAGAACAACACUAGAAACCUUUACUUAUCUUUUUUCCCCCAAAUAUGUCUCCCAUAUGAGACUUAAGGUCCUUCUAUUUUUAUUAAGCAAUUUACUAUGGUACCAAUCCAACAUCGUGUUCUAUAAGAGGUUACAAUUUUUGCCAUUUACUAGACAAAGAUAUUUAUAAAAUCAAUAGUCAUACAUUAAAGUUGGGGUUUGAAUUCAACUUGAAUUCAGUUCUCUAGGGGCUGCAACUUUUUAAAAAUAUGUCAUCAAUUUAAGAAAAAGUAAUGAUUUCUUACUGGUACUUUUAUUAAAAGAACAUAGCUCUGAACUGAAAAUCCAGAACCUAAAAAACAAUUUUUGGCUUUAACUGGAAUUUUUGGAUUCUCUUCAUAUACAUAAAAAACAGUAACCCUCUAGUAUAGCCCUGAGCUGAAAAGUCAUGGAAAUUUCUCUAAAUAAUAUAGAAGGUGUUUAGAUUGAUUCUAAGUUAAUAAUGUGCAAAAUAUUUUGAACAUCUUCCCUUUAAUCAGCAAUCACAUAUCAAUCAUCUUGAACUGUUGUUUUCUGUUUUUCCCCUUUAUAACCUCAGAGACACAAGCUCCAUGUACCUUCUAUGUACUGUGUCCUUGGAAGGGGAUCCCCUAACAAUCAUGACACUUGAUUCAUUUUAUCCAUAUCCCUAACAAAUAUGUAGAUUUUAUUCAUAUUUUUGUCAAAAUUUAAAAAUCUGUUCUUAAUGACAAAUUUUAAUUCCUUUGAUUCCUGUAAGUUAAGCUUGUACCAACAAGAACUACAUAUGUGAAUUAAACAUGGAUUCUCCGUGGUUUUAUGCAAGGAGAAAAAUAAAGAGAAGCCUCAGAAUUGCUGUUUUUGAAACAAAGCACUCCAUAGCAUUAACUGAAUAUUUAGAAACUCUACUUAUAAUUAGUGUUUGAUUUUUUAAUGUUAGGUUAUGGAAAGGUGUUAUUUAUGACCAUAUCUGCUAAUAAUGCUACCUAUCUCUUGCUUUGAAAGCCAGUGGGGGUGGGGGGUAGGAUAACUAAAGUAGAUGAUUAUAUUCUUUGUAUCCUUGAACAUCUCCUAACAGCUCUACCGAGUAAAAUUGGGGUAAAUGUGGCUGACAGAAACUGUGCUGAGAGUCUCCUGGCUGUAACACAUCCCACUUGGAAAACUAGUACUUCAAAUGGGUACCAAAGGUCAAAUGUAAUGAGAUAAUAAUUAUUCCUGCCUCUGUCAGUGUCAGACUUUGAGCUGAUCCUGAAUAAUAAAGCCUUUUACCUUAUCUGA
Messenger RNA from Leptonychotes weddellii (Weddell seal), 4318 nucleotides. It is a transcript of the gene DTL, whose product is annotated as denticleless E3 ubiquitin protein ligase adapter. The record is from RefSeq and is a predicted model, not a curated record. Gene Ontology annotation, cellular component: nucleus. Gene Ontology annotation, biological process: mitotic G2 DNA damage checkpoint signaling; proteasome-mediated ubiquitin-dependent protein catabolic process. Lineage: Eukaryota; Metazoa; Chordata; Mammalia; Carnivora; Phocidae. Gene Ontology annotation, molecular function: protein binding; protein-macromolecule adaptor activity.